AAAGAAAGAACCCAUGUAAGCUGUGAAGAGUUUCUGUUGAAUCACAAUAUAUUUAAAAACCCACUACGUUAUCUGUCUAGAAUCUUGAUGCAGGUAAUUAUACAGUAUUACAGAAUACUUUGCACGCAGCCAGAACAAUAGCUAGAUAUUUGUAGCUGGCUUUUACAUGCCCACUGCAGUAUAAGUUAAACAAGAGGAGGAGGAAGAAGAGAAGGAGGGGAGCUUACAGUUGUUUUCCCCAGUAGGCGUCCCUCUCUCCCACCCAUACAGAGAAAAAAGCUGCAAGGAUCAAGUUCAAACUCAGAAUGUCAGUAUAUGUUUUUCUAAAGAAAUGACCAAAUUUAGUUCUUUUUGGGGAAAAUUGCAGGAGCAUCAGGAUCCAUCGUGAAAUAUUUGGGUUGGCAGUGGUGAGACCCUUCUGAGCAGCCUCUUGCAUGCCACUGCCCAGGAGGAUUUCGGAUAGUCCCCUGGAACCAUGUCUUCUGCUAGGAGCAGUGAACCCAAGAUGAAGACCUAUCUGUCCAUCUAUUAUCUCAUACAAUUUUGUGGCCAUUCCUGGAUCUUCACAAAUAUGACUACAAGAUUUCUAUUCUUUGGACAAGACGCUUUUGCGGAUACAUUCUACUCAAUUGGCCUGGUAAUGCAGGGCUGCCAGUUACUCUCUAUAUUGGAGUUGGCUCAUAUACUCUUAGGUGUUGAACAGAACGGUUUCUUACCAAUGUUUUUACAGGUGGCUGAGAGGUUUAUCAUCUUAUUUGUUGUCAUUACCAGUCAAGAAGAGGUGCAGAGUAAAUACAUUGUUUGUGCACUGUUCUUCAUUUGGAACUUAUGGGAUGUCAUUAGAUAUCCAUAUGACAUGUUGGCAGCAGUGGAUACAGAUUAUUCAGCUCUCACAUGGCUGAGACACACAUGGUGGAUUGUAGCCUAUCCUUUGUCUGUCUUGGCUGAAGCAUACACAAUUUAUGAGUCACUUCCUUACUUUGAAUCUCUUGGCACAUACUCUUUCAAGAUGGCAUUGCCAGUUUCACUGUCGUUCCAUUUUCCAUACAUUUUAACACUGUAUCUAGUUUUGCAGCCUGUUGGAAUGUUGUAUAUAUGCAGCUGUCUAUGGUCAGAAAGAAAACAGUAUUUCCAGCGCAAACUGAAACUAAAAAAAAAUUAAGAAUGUGCAGAGUUUAAAGGGAAACCUCAACCAUCAGUGACACAAAGACUUGGAAUGUAUUUCUGCUAUGUUGGAGAAAAUACAAAUCGACAAUAGUUGAUGGAAUAAAUGUCAUGCAGGAAACAUUUAUACUAAGCAAAUGUAAAAAAUAUGCAAUACAUACUAAUUAACACAAUGGAUGUAAGAAUGAGAUAGCUGGAGAAAUGACAUAUGAGGAAUAUUCAAAUUAAAGUUUGUAAAAUACAAACUAUGUUCUUGUCUUUGCAGUCUAGAUCAUUCAUAUUUUUAAGGUAACAUUUAUCGUCAGAAAGCGGCAUUUAUCCCGGAUACCGGUACAACACUCGCCACAUAUUUUGCCUCUACAAAAUGAUGGUAUCAUUAACUAUAUGUGUCUCCAGUAAAGGGCUUUAAAAACAAUUGUGUGAAACAUGUAUAUCUUGAGCAAAUUAUAUUUGAAUAAAGUUUAUGGGCAUUUGUAUUUU
Molecule: messenger RNA, 1644 nt
Organism: Xenopus laevis (African clawed frog)
Lineage: Eukaryota; Metazoa; Chordata; Amphibia; Anura; Pipidae
Product: very-long-chain (3R)-3-hydroxyacyl-CoA dehydratase
Exons: 8
Coding region: 476-1162 (228 amino acids)
Source: RefSeq, a predicted model, not a curated record